AUGGCACGGUCGCUCGCUACAACAAAGGAAGAAAGAGAAGAUUUGGAACAGCAAAUAACAAGGAUGAUAUUAAGAGGAGUGGAGAAUUUGGACGUGAUCAGAAGAGAGUUAAAAAGACAGAUUAGGGCAAAGAGGGAGUUUGAGGAGAAAGAAAAAAGACGGGCGGCAGAGGCGGCGGAUGGGGCCGAGGAAGAAGAAGGAAUCACAGUUGAGGUGGAGAAUGCAGAGGAAAACAGAUUGUAUAAAGCUAUAUGUAAAAACAGAUGGGAAAGAGCAAAAGCAUUGUUAGAGAAUAAGCCAAGUGCCUUAACCUCGAAAAUUACUGCUUCUGGCAAAACACCAUUUCAUGUGGCUGCUUUGUUCGGGCAUGUCAAAAUAUUGGAGGAAUUGUUGAAAUUGUUAGACAACCCAGAAUCCCUAGAAACUGUUGAUGAUGUUGGCAAUACUCCACUUUUAAUUGCCACCGUCACUGGAAGCAUUGAAGUUGCCAAAUACCUAGUGGACAAGAAUCCCAAGCUGCUUGGCAUUCCAAACUCAACCAAUGAACUUCCUGCUACACUUGCUCUUCUCAUUGGUCAUCGUGAAAUGGGAAAUUAUCUUUAUUCUCAAACUCCAUUGGAAUACCUCCAACCUAACGACGAUCGCCCUCUUGGUCCUACUCUUCUUCGUUGUUGUUUGGAAACACAAUGUUUUGAUAUUGCUCAUCACUUGCUUAGUAAAUGCCAAGAUUUGCUUUUUGCGUCGGACAACGAGGAUUGGAAGCCAAUUUUUGGAAUCGCAACUAUGAAUUCUACAAUGCCUAGCCCAAGCGAACUUGUCUUUUGGAAACGAUGGAUCUAUGACUAUAUAGAUGCGAAUUCAACUCCAAGUUUCCAAAGUGCUUCUUUACCUGUCCAUCAUAAAGACACAAGGGAAAAGGCACAAGGAAAGCUUAUAGGGCCAGCAGUUGCAGCAGGACCUCGUUUGCUUCGACGGCUCAUCUUCUCCGCCUAUAAUUUUGUAGGAAUCAAGAAAUUAAAAGAGCUCAAGUUACUGCAUGCACAAGCAAAUGAAAUUGUUCGGCUAGUUUGUAAGAAUGCAAGCAAAAGAGAUGAAGUGAUCACUGUUGCAGAUGCGUUAUUUCGUGCAGCGAAAGAAGGGAAUGUUGAGUUCGUGGUUCAGAUAUCAAAAGCAAAUCCUGAAAUUUUGCUCAUUGGAGAUAACUCAUAUCGAAACAUUUUCUACCAUGCCAUUGAGCAUCGACAAGCUAGGUUUUUCAGCCUCAUCCAUGGGCUUCGUUUCAAGGACGUUUUUGCUUCAAGCAGAGAUAGAAAUGGAAAUAGCUUGCUACAUGCUGCAGCUACCCAAGCUCCUGCUUCCCUUCUUGACCGCAUCCGCGGGCCAACAUUGCAGAUGCAAAGAGAACUGCAGUGGUUUAAGGAAGUGGAGAAACUAAUACCUACUACUAUUAGGAAAGCACGAAACAGUGAUGGCAUGACGGCGGAAGAAUUAUUCAAACAAAAACAUGAAGGGUUAAUGAUUCAAGGAGAAAAUUGGAUAAAGGCCACUGCAUCUUCUUGUUCUGUUGUUGGAGCCUUAAUUGUGACUAUUAUGUUUACUGCAGCUUUUACAGUGCCGGGAGGAAAUGAUCAAACUUUUGGGUUCCCAUUACUCAUCAAACAGUCAUUUUUCAAGGUUUUUAUAUUCUCAACUAUAUUAUCCCUCCUCUUUUCUUCAACUUCGGUUCUAAUGUUUCUAGCAAUACUUACUUCUCACUAUUCUGAACAAAAGUUCCUUAAAUCCUUACCAACAAAGUUGAGUUUGGGUCUUUCCUCACUUUUCAUAUCCAUUGUAGGCAUGAUAGUAGCCUUUCUUUCCACAAUUCGUCUCAUACUAAAGCAUACAAACUACUCGUGGGGUCUCCUCCCUGUUAUUAUGCUUGCAAGUGUUCCCAUAUGCCUCUUCGUGCUCUCACAAUUCCCUCUUCUUCUUCAUUCUGUUUUUGCGACAUAUGGGAGUAUCUUCGACAGGAAAGUUAAGCCGUGGCCAUGA
Neltuma alba is the source of this 2031-nucleotide messenger RNA. RefSeq lists its product as uncharacterized. The transcript is spliced from 6 exons. NCBI's taxonomy places the organism in Eukaryota, Viridiplantae, Streptophyta, Magnoliopsida, Fabales, Fabaceae. The record is from RefSeq and is a predicted model, not a curated record. Bases 1 to 2031 code for a protein of 676 amino acids. Gene Ontology annotation, molecular function: protein binding. Gene Ontology annotation, cellular component: membrane.